Molecule: messenger RNA, 321 nt
Organism: Colletotrichum fioriniae
Lineage: Eukaryota; Fungi; Ascomycota; Sordariomycetes; Glomerellales; Glomerellaceae
Gene: TTR1
Product: Glutaredoxin
Biological process (GO): cellular response to oxidative stress
Cellular component (GO): nucleus; cytoplasm
Molecular function (GO): glutathione disulfide oxidoreductase activity
Source: RefSeq, a predicted model, not a curated record
AUGGCCGCCACCAAGCAAAAGGUUCAGUCCCUCAUCGACGACAACAAGGUCGUCGUCUUUUCAAAGUCCUACUGCCCCUACUGCCGCGCCACAAAGUCUGUCCUCGACGAGAUCAACGCAGACUACACCGUUCUCGAGCUGGACCAGAUUGACGACGGCAGCGCCAUCCAGGACGCCCUCCACGAGAUCACCGGCCAGCGCACCGUCCCCAACAGCUUCAUCGCCCAGAAGCACAUUGGCGGCAACUCGGACCUGCAGGGCCUGCUCAAGGGCGGCAAGCUCGAGAACCUUCUCAAGGAGGCCGGCGCUCUCAAGGCGUAA